Aureobasidium pullulans EXF-150 is the source of this 2148-nucleotide messenger RNA. Its product is annotated as phenylalanine ammonia-lyase. Gene Ontology annotation, biological process: L-phenylalanine catabolic process. Gene Ontology annotation, molecular function: ammonia-lyase activity. The transcript is spliced from 3 exons. NCBI's taxonomy places the organism in Eukaryota, Fungi, Ascomycota, Dothideomycetes, Dothideales, Saccotheciaceae. Bases 1 to 2148 code for a protein of 715 amino acids. Gene Ontology annotation, cellular component: cytoplasm. The record is from RefSeq and is a predicted model, not a curated record.
AUGGAAGGCUCGAUUGAAAACUGCUCGACCACGAACGGCUCGACAGAUUCUCUUGAGUACGAUGUACACAAGCAAUGGCCGACCCCUCACGCCCAGCAGGCCGUAAAGACGUGGUCCCGUCUGAAUAAGUUGCUUACACAGCGUUUGGUGCAGAUCGAUGGCGAAUCCCUCGAUAUCGCCACGGUUAUUGCCCUUGCCAGAUAUGGCUGCCAUCUGGGCCUUACGACAAACCCAGGUCUGCGUGUUCGUAUCGAAAGCAGCGUAAACACGUUACAGACUUAUCUUUCAAACGGAUACUACCUCUAUGGUGUCAAUACAGGCUUUGGUGGUAGUGCCGACACUCGAACCCAAGAUCUGUUCGGUCUCCAGAGAGCAUUGAUGCAACACACCCAGAGCGCCGUUCUUACCGGAGUGGACACUCAAAGUGGUUCCGGCCAUCAUGAAUACCUUGAGUCGCACAGCAUGCCAAGCAUGUGGACUCGGGCCAUGAUGCUUAUUCGUUGCAAUGCCAACAUCCGUGGUCACUCUGCCAUGACUCAUGAUGUGGUAGACACGAUCAUGCAGCUCCUCAACCACGACAUCGUGCCCGUCGUUCCCCUUCGAGGCUCGAUAUCCGCAUCUGGAGAUCUGAUGCCUCUGUCAUACGUUGCGGGUGCUAUUCAGGGAAAUCCCGACAUUUUUGUUCGUGUUGGUGGCAUGAGUGGCACAGCAAAGAUCAUGACCGCCGAACAAGCUUUGAGUGAAGCAUCAAUAAAACCAAUAGUACUCGGACCUAAAGAGGGACUUUCACUAAUCAAUGGCACCGCAGCUGCAGCUGCCGUUGCCACACUGGCUCUUUACGAGGCUGAUCAGCUUGCCAUUGCUGCUCAGCUACUCACUGCCUUGUCCUCCGAAGCAUUGUUUGCCAACAACGAGUGGGCUCAUCCUUUCAUCGCUGCGGUCAGACCCCAUGUCGGUCAGAUCGAGGCCGCUCAGAACAUUCGCAAUUUUCUCCAUGGCUCACGCAUGAUGUACGGACUGGAGCAGACUAAAGAUCGGUUCAAGGCAGGUUUGGCUCAGGAACGUUAUGCCCUGAGAAGCUCGCCCCAAUGGCUUUCCCCCCAAUUGGAAGACUUAACAAGUGCUGGAGCUCAACUGAACGUCGAGUUAAACUCCACUUCGGAUAAUCCCGUGGUCAAUGUCGCCGACAAUGACAUCCACUGUGGCGCAAAUUUCCAGGCUGCAGCAGUAACUUCUGCUACCGAGAAAACGCGCCUCGCCCUGCAGUCCAUCGGCAAGAUGCUCUUCAGUCAGACUAGCGAGAUGAUCAACCACGAUUUGAGCAACGGCCUGCCACCCAACCUUGCCGCUGAUGACCCAAGUCUUUCGUUCUGCCUGAAAGGCAUUGAUGUCAACACUGCUGCCUACGUUUCGGAGCUAGGCCAUCUAGCUAAUCCUGUUAGCAAUCACGUGCAGUCCGCCGAGAUGCACAACCAGGCGAUCAACUCACUUGGCCUUUUAUCCGCCAGGAAGACCAUGGAAUCCGUUGAAGUGUUGUCGCUCAUCGUUGCAAACUGCCUCUAUACUGGCUGCCAGGGCGUGGAUCUGAGAACACUACACCGGACUUUCUUGAUGAAAGCAGAAGAACCAGCCAGACAGAUGCUUGGAGCCUUGCUCUCGGCCGAAGACGGUUCCGAGGAUUUCUUCCCACAGUUCUGGAAGACGUUUGAAGCUGCAUGGUAUCACUCGUGUACUCUGGACGCUGCCGAGCGCUGUGAGCGAUCUACAGAAGCUCUACUUACUGCGAUCGUGCUGGGGGUCACUAUCACUGGCGACAUCAAGGUCAAGGCCAUCGCUGAUUGCCAUCAAACCUUUAGUGACUACGUUUUGCAAUUGUACUUGAGCCACAGAGACGGAUUCUUCCAGCAUCAGAUCACUCCCAAUUACCUGGGCAAGGGCACGAAAAUGGCUUAUCUCUUUGUGCGCGAGCACUUGGGUGUACCGUUCCAUCGUGGACUGAUUGAACACCCUGUGGCCAAUUCCCCAUGUGGUAAUAUGCUUGACGGGCGACCGAAGAAGACGAUUGGAUCUUGGGUGUCAAAGAUUUAUGAAGCUGUCCGGGACGGUUCCUUCUACUCAGAAGUUCUUCGCUUCCUUGAUGCGAAGUAA